Aspergillus fumigatus Af293 is the source of this 651-nucleotide messenger RNA. RefSeq lists its product as uncharacterized. The transcript is spliced from 3 exons. Lineage: Eukaryota; Fungi; Ascomycota; Eurotiomycetes; Eurotiales; Aspergillaceae. The coding region runs from base 1 to 651 and encodes 216 amino acids. The record is from RefSeq and is a predicted model, not a curated record.
AUGACGGCGGAGACACAGGAAAUUUGCCCGCCCGCAGCGUUCCGCAGUGCUUUCUUGGGGAUUACUCGAACUGACAUGCCUCACUUUCCUAAGGGUACUGGAUUCGAGAUGGAUUCAGACGGCGCAGAGCGGAACAUCAAGUCCAGCUCAGUGCAACCAUCCCCUGCCAUGAGAGUGAAAAACCGUCGCAAGCGCUAUCUGGACAUGCAUCCGGAGUACUUCUCCGCUGAUCUCGAGGUUGCCGAAAGAGAAGCCGAAGGGAGAGCAAAAGGGUUCUCCGGUAUUCUUCAAGCGGACUUGCAGCGCUCGGAGGCCAGGCUUGAUGCUCUCCAUAAUCCCAACCCCAACGCGAUGUCCAGCUAUAGUCGUGGUCCAAGUGGUGAAAUCAUUGCGGAGGACGCGGACGAGAUACCCACAAAUAAAGAGGAAGCCGAAAAGCUUUGGCGCUGGGAAAUGACGAUGCGCUUUCUGAAAGGGGAAGAUUGCGACUUUGACUAUACGCAAGUUGACGAGAAUGACGAAUAUGAUGAUCAGACUGAGGAGCAGGAACGUUACUUUGACGACGAAGAGCCUGAGUGGAUGGUUGAGGGGGCUGAUGAUGGGGAUAUCAAGUCCCGCUUGCAGGGAGAGACAGGCAUACAGGAUUUUUGA